AUGCUGUGUCGCUUCUUCUUGUGUGUCUCUGCUCUAAUUAGCUUCACCAUUGCUGCACCACCUACUGAGCUAGUUACCCAUACCGUCGAGGUUCGCUCCGACAGUCAGAGCUCAAAUGUUGGACCUCUGGGGGAUCAUGUGUUGGAACAACUUAAGCGUCGUUGUUUCAAGGUUGGAUCUUAUUUCCUUCUUGUCAACGCAACACCUUGGAACAUGACUUUGACUAAAAAGAAGAGCUAUCAGAUGAGGCAAUUCAAUUUUCCUAAAACCAUUAGACCAGGCACGUCUAACAGAAUCUACAUCCAGGGCAAAGGCCACAGAGACGAUGCUGGUGAAGCAAGCUACAAGUUCAAAGACCUGCCCGGCCGUCCCGAUUUCGAACUCAAAUACUCGGGCAAGUUUGGAAAAAAUGGGUACCCCGGUGCUGGCAUCCGGUUUACAAAACUUAAGACUCUCAACAACAAGCGCGGCUCGUUUCACAAGUUGGAAUGGCAUUGGGACAAUAACUUUCCCUUUAUCAUCGCCAGCUCUGAGGAGGAUCCUCGCAAUCCUUCAGUAUGGCCAUGGCUUGUUUCAACCAACCCCCCUGAGGACUGGAUGCACUCCAUCUACCCCAGGAUCGCAUGUCUCACACUCCGGAUGCUAGCUAUACCUGGAACACACAAUUCAGGCAUGUCCCGUUUCCAUCGAGGAUCAUAUUUAGGCUCAGCCUGGAACACUAAAAACCAGGAGCUCAACAUAUCAAUGCAGCUGAAAUACGGUGCUCGCUGGUUGGACAUUCGUCCGUCCAAGACUGGUGGCAAGUGGGCAACUGGCCACUUUGGGUUUGAUCUUGGCAACUGGCACGGCGGCAAUGGCGAGUACCUCGAUGACAUUAUCAACAGCUUGAACGAUUUUACCAAGCGUAACAAGGAGCUCAUCAUUGUAAAUGUUGACCACGGUUUAAACUCGGACACCUUUAAAGGCAAGAAAAACGCAAAGAUGACCCAGAAAGAAUGGGAAGAGGUGAUGAUGAAGCUGGAGAGAAUCAACUACCGCGUCGAGAACCGGGGCAAAGAAGAUGACAUUACGAAUCUCCGGGUCUCUGAAUUCAUCGCAGGCCGUGCAGCUGUUAUUAUUGUUAUAGACGACAUAGUCUAUAAAAAAUUCUCCGCGGGGUCUGAAGGGUAUAACACCAAAGUCCCAGUCGACACUUCUGCAUUUGCAGACAAGGGAUUUUUCAACCGAUCCCAAUUCCCUCUAUACAACAGCUACGCCGAAACAAAAAACCAGAAGAAGAUGGUCGUCGAUCAGUUGACCAAGAUGAAAAAGCAACGGACAUCCCCAGAGUCAAGAAUGUUUCUACUUUCAUGGUUCCUGACCCAGCGUCUGAACCCUGUAAUUUUAAAUGCCAAGCAGGCCAACCGCGCCCUCAUUGAGUUACUUUGGCCGAGAAUGUCUCCAUCGGCGUAUCCCAAUAUUAUCAGCGUUGAUGCGUAUCCUGAAAACAGAGACUUGGCCGCGCUAGCCAUGGCAAUCAACUAUCACUUUGCGCCGCUAUGUUGA
This is a messenger RNA of Fusarium oxysporum Fo47, 1545 nucleotides long. RefSeq names its product PLC-like phosphodiesterase. Gene Ontology annotation, biological process: lipid metabolic process. Gene Ontology annotation, molecular function: phosphoric diester hydrolase activity. Bases 1 to 1545 code for a protein of 514 amino acids. The record is from RefSeq and is a predicted model, not a curated record. The transcript has 2 exons. Lineage: Eukaryota; Fungi; Ascomycota; Sordariomycetes; Hypocreales; Nectriaceae.